This is a messenger RNA of Pisolithus orientalis, 723 nucleotides long. RefSeq lists its product as uncharacterized. The coding region runs from base 1 to 723 and encodes 240 amino acids. The transcript has 5 exons. The record is from RefSeq and is a predicted model, not a curated record. Lineage: Eukaryota; Fungi; Basidiomycota; Agaricomycetes; Boletales; Pisolithaceae.
AUGUCAGCUGGCCUCAUGGCUGAGGCAAGGUGUUUCCCUGAGGAUUGCAAGGGAAUGGAGGAGGAGAAGACAGCAGGGCUUAUGCCAUUGGUCAAGCAUGGGAAGGAGCUUGGUGUCAUGGUAAGGGUGGAUGCAGUGGAUGUGCCUAUACUGGCUAAAGCAGAUGACAUCUACAAGUGGUGGACUGCAGAGGAAGCCAAUGCAUGUGUGAGGGCUGAGCAGGAUGUCCAGAUGGGGGAUGAGAACACACAGGAGACCAGAGGGCUGGGUGCAAGUAUUGUAGUGCCUGUGGUGACAGAGAAGAUGUUGCAUGUUGAGAUGGUGUCCUGUCUGGUUUGGAAGACCAUCACAGAGAGUGAAGAUGAGGAUGAGCCCAAGAUUGUCAUUCCUCCCAGCUCGAUCCUCCACAAGGUCCCAUGCAUGUGGUGCAUGGUGAAGAAGACAGCUUGCACUGGACCCAUUGGGUGGAUGUGUGACAGCUGCACACAAAUGAAGCAGGGGUGCAAGAAGUCAACAAAGGCUGCAGGAAAGAAGGCACAGGCAGGCACAUCAGUCACAUGGGCCUCAAAGACUGCAAAGGCAAGCUUGUCCAAGAGGGUCAUAGAUGGCAAUGACAAUGAUGAUGAAGUCAAGGUGGUCAAAAGUCACACCCAUGCAAAGGGAAAGGCACUGGUACACAUGGAUCAGCCCACCAAGGCACUGGAGAAGAUUGGGGUGGAGUAG